ACGACGGAGGACUACCCUGUGAACCACCUGAGGUGCAGGAAGGAGACUCUGGACUUGGACGAUUGGCUGGCGUACAUGAGGGAGGCCAAGAACCUCUGCCCUGGCGAGGACAAGCGGGUGCUCUUCAUGUGCAGCCUCAGGUCAUUGCUACAGUGGACCAGUACCGCCUCCUGUACAACUUGCUCAAGAUGUACUACGACUCUCAGAACGUCUACUCCAACUUCGGACCCAGAUCUUCCCCUGGGCCGAACCGCAUUGUGCCCACACCCACACCCACACCCACACCCACACCCACUGCACCAGAAGAGGAGACAACUUACGCUAACCACGGCGCCACCCAGAGCGCCUCCGACCGGCCCAAAAACCUGCCUCAGUCCAGCCAAAAGUCCAAGAAGGAGGACACAUACAUCAACUUCACGCCGCAAAAGAUCGACUUGCCGGACAGCUCAGCGGCCGACGGCGGACACGAGCCAGACUCUAAUGUUUACAGCAAUAGCAGCGCCAUACAGAGGGGUGACAAAUAAACAAUAGCAGCGCCAUAGAGAGGGGUGACAAAUAAACAACAGCAGUGCCAUAGAGAGGGCCGACAAAUAAACAAUAGCAGCGCCAUAGAGAGGGGUGACAAAUAAAUAACAGCAGCGCCAUAGAGAGGGGCGACAAAUAAACAACAGCACUGCCAUUGAGAGGGCCGACAAAUAAACAAUAGCAGCGCCAUAGAGCAGGCAGACAAAUAUACAACAACAGCGUGGUCGAAGGCCGUGAAUUGUUCACAUUUAUUGUUGUAUUCUCUUUUACCGUGUACUUUUCAAGAGAGGAGAAAUGGACACAGAUUGUAACAUGUAGCUUUAUAUAUAUGCAUAUAAAUAUACAUAUUAUGUAUAUAACAUAUAUAAUAAAUAUAUUGAAAUGAAAUAGUUAAAACGA
This is a messenger RNA of Aplysia californica (California sea hare), 924 nucleotides long. RefSeq lists its product as uncharacterized. Lineage: Eukaryota; Metazoa; Mollusca; Gastropoda; Aplysiida; Aplysiidae. The record is from RefSeq and is a predicted model, not a curated record. Gene Ontology annotation, molecular function: protein tyrosine phosphatase activity. Gene Ontology annotation, biological process: protein dephosphorylation.